AUGAAUUAAACUGAAACUGAAAGUAUGCUGAAGACAAUUUGGGAAGAAUUAUCUUAAUCAAUAAAAUAAAUAUAUGAUUGGAUUGAGCAGGAAAACAAAUCAUAUAUUGACCUCAUAAACAAGUAUGCUAACUUAGCAGAAUCCUCAUAUACUGACUUAGAAAAAUUAGUUCAAAUAGUAUAUGGAAAAACAUUAAAUGAUUGGAAUGUUGAGAAAAAUAAUAUAUUGAUGGAGUUAUAAAAGCAUAAGAAUUGUUGGAACUAAGAAAUUAAGACUUAUUGUUAAUAGCUGGAUAAAAAAAUAAAAGAUAUAAUUGCAUCAAUAAAGUAAGUAUUUCAAUCAUUUUUAAGUAGUAAAUUAAGUUAAAAAGAAGAUUUAGUAUAAAAUUAGAGAGAAGAUCUGUUUGGGAUCUUAGCUUCUUUAAAAAAUAUUGAUGCAAAAUUUUUUAUUGUGAUAAUAGAAAUGUUGAAAAAAGAAAAACCUUCCGAUAUUUUAUAUUUUCUUUCAACAUUAGAUAUUCAAAAGCAUUUAAAUUAAAAUUUAGAUAAGUCUCAUAAUGUAAAUAGUGUAAAAAAUAACAUUCAGCAUUUUGUUACUGUUAUAAAAAAUAUUUAUGAUCAUGACUUUAACAAAAAGGACUAUUCCACAUAAAAAUUCAGAUAAACUAAACAAAGGUUAAUUGGUAAAAUAAAAAAAGAAGCGAAUAUUAUAGGAUUUUUGAAAUUUUUAGUAAACUUGACAUACAUUGAUGAAAAUUUAAUUUAGUGUGGAUCAAAUUCACUUCAUUUAUUGGUUUAAAUGAAGGUUGAUUUGACAUAACAAUCUUUUUAAAAUAUUAAGAUUAAGAAUACUUCGUUAAAUGGAGGAAGUUUUGCAGAAUGCAAUUUUAGUUGUUCUAAAUUCAACAAUGUUGAAAUAAAUGGAAUUAACUUAAAUGGAGCUAAACUAUUCCAUUGCGAAUGGAAAAAUUUAAGAAUAGAUUAAUAAUAUUAUUAAGUAUAUCAUGAUAGUGGAAUCCUAUCAUAAUGUUUUUCUCCUGAUGGCUCUAAAUUAGCAUCUGGUAGUUGGGAUAACACUGUUUGUUUAAGGGAUGUUAAAACAGGAAAAAUAAAAUCUUUAUUUAUUGGUCAUAAUAGUCCUAUUUAUUCAGUAUGCUUCUCUCCUCAUAGUACUAUCUUAGCAUCUGGUAGCUAAGGUGGCUCAAUCCGUUUAUGGGAUGUUAAGGCAGGAUAAGAAAAAGCCAAAUUAGAUGGUGAUUGUAAUUGUGUCUAUUCGGUAACAUUCUCUCCAGAUGGUCUUACACUAGCUUCUGGUAGUUAGGAUAACUGUAUCCGUUUAUGGGAUAUUAGGAAACAUCAACUUAAAUCCAAAUAAAAUUCAAUCCUGAUGGUACUACAUUAGUAACAAGUAAUUUGAAUGGCAAUAUUUGUUUAUGGGAUAUUAGGACUAGAAAAAAAAAUUUAUAUUAGAUAGUUAUCACGAUGCACUCUUUUCGGUAUGGUUCUCUCCAGAUGAUAUUAGAGCAUUUUAUUCAGUAUGCUCCUCUCCUGAUGGUACUAUAGCAUUUGGUAGUUAUUAUGGCACUAUCUGUUUAUGGGAUGCUAAAACAGGGCUACAAAAAUUUUAAUUAGAUGGUCAUCGAAGUACGGUCUAUUCAUUAUGCUUCACUUCUGAUAGUAAAAUAUUGGCAUCUGGAAGCGGCAGUGAAGAUAACUCUAUUCAUUUGUGGGAUGUGAAGACAGGGAAAAAAAAAUAUGAAUUAAUCCGUCAUAAUUGUACUGUCUAUUCAUUAUGCUUUUCUCGUGAUGGUACUGCACUAGCUUCGGGUAGCGGGGAUAAUUCUAUUUGUUUAUGGGAUGUUAAGGCAGAAAAAACAAAAUUUUAAUUAUUUGGCCAUAUCGGAACUGUCUAUUAAGUUUGUUUCUCUAAUGAUGGCUCUCUAUUAGCAUCUGGUAGCGAUGAUGAAACUAUCCGUUUAUGGGAUGUUAAGUCAGGAUAAUAAAAGGCAAAGUUGGAGGGUCAUAGUGGAACUGUCUAUUCAGUAUGCUUCUCUCCUGAUAGCUCUACAUUAGCAUCUGGUAGCGAGGAUGAGACUAUCCUUUUAUGGGAUGUUAAGUCAGGAUAAUAAAAGGCAAAGUUGGAUGGUCAUAGUGGAACUGUCUAUUCAGUACGCUUCUCUGCUGAUGGAACUUCAUUAAUAUCUAGUAGUGAUGAUGAGCUGAUCUGUUUAUGGGAUCUUAAGACAAAUGAGGAAAUUUAAUCUACAGAUAAUAGAUAUAAAGAUUUAUUUACAUAAUUGGAAACUCCAUUAUUACAGCACAAUAUCCUUUCAGGUAUUUAUACUCUUUAAUAAUUUAGUCGCCACUAAUAUUCCUAUUCUUUUUAUAUCCCAAUCACAAAUAUUUUAAGCAGAUGAAGCUCAAAUCGUAAAAGGGGAGUUUUUUAAUUAUGAAGGCAUAGAUUUAAGACCAUUAUUAAAAUCUAAAGGAAGUUACAUUAAGUAGUGA
Molecule: messenger RNA, 2507 nt
Organism: Paramecium pentaurelia
Lineage: Eukaryota; Ciliophora; Oligohymenophorea; Peniculida; Parameciidae
Source: the annotation of a GenBank genome assembly